AUGACAAUUAAGAGUAUGAUGACAUCCAUACAAGGACAAUUUGGAAUUGUAGUACAUAAGCUACAGUGUAAUAGAGCAAAACAGAUUGCCAAGGGAGAGCAUUGGGGUAACCAUAUAGCUGCAUACUAUAAAUUGCCAGCAUAUUGUGAGAUGUUGUUAAACAAAAAUUCUGGUUCAGUAGUUUUGUUGCAUCCAGAAGUAAGGCAUGACUUCAAUGAAGACCCAACUUUUCAGAGAUUAUUUAUUUGUUUGGAUGCUUGUAAGAAGGGGUUUGUGAGUGGAUGUGGACCUUUUAUAGGUUUAGAUGGAUGUCAUCUAAAGGGAAGAUAUGGUAGAAUUAUGUUAUCUGCUGUCUCUGUUGAUGGGAACAAUUGCUUGUUUCCCCUUGCAUUUGCUAUUGUUGAAGGUCUUAUACAUGCUAUCAGCAGUAUAUUUUCAGGUGCUCACCACAGAACUUGCGGUAGGCAUCUCUAUAGUAAUUUCAAAGCCUCCUUUCCUAGAUUGUUAUUGAAGUCACUAUUUUGGAAAGCGGCACAAGCAAGCUCUGUAUGGGUUUAUGAGAGAGCAAUUAAAAAGAUGAAAUACACUAAUGUGGAAGCACAUGAUUGGUUGCUUAGGAAUCCCCCUAGUACAUGGUCCAUACAUGCUUUUGACACUAGGACAAAAUGUGAUCAUGUUACUAAUAACAUGAUAGAGUCUUUCAACAGUUGGAUAGGGCCAAUGAGAAACAAGACUAUUCUAAGCCUAAUCGAUGAUAUUAGGGGAAAAUUGAUGAUUAGACUACGGGAAAAAUAUAUCUUUACUUGCUCUGUUGAAGGGAAGGUAACACCAUCUAUGAAGAAGAAGCUGAAAUUGAUUGUGAGUAAUGCAAGGUUUUGUCACGCCCAAUUUGCUGGAGAAAAUCAGUAUGAAGUCAUCGAUGGAAGUACAAGAUUUACAGUCAAUUUGAGCACUCAACAUUGUGAUUGUGGAGUUUGGAGGAUUUCAGGAAUCCCUUGUAAGCAUGAAAUAACAUGCAUUCGAGAGUAG
Telopea speciosissima is the source of this 1029-nucleotide messenger RNA. RefSeq lists its product as uncharacterized. The record is from RefSeq and is a predicted model, not a curated record. The coding region runs from base 1 to 1029 and encodes 342 amino acids. Gene Ontology annotation, molecular function: zinc ion binding. The transcript has 2 exons. Lineage: Eukaryota; Viridiplantae; Streptophyta; Magnoliopsida; Proteales; Proteaceae.